UUCUUGAAGUUGAAGAUGACUUCUCUUCUAGACUUAAAAGUUCACACACUCCUCCUGACUUGGUUUUUCACCCAGCAGGUGACAGGCCUGACUGAGCCUCCCAACCUGGACAUGGCUCCCAAUGCAUUUGAUGAUCAGUAUGAGGGCUGUGUCGAAGACAUGGAGAGAAAAGCACCCCAGCUGUUACAAGAAGACUUCAACAUGAAUGGGGAUUUAAAACGUGAGUGGGAAAAGUCAGAGAAACUAUGGAAGGAGAUAAAAAAUGCAACAAGCACUCCCAAAGGUUUCCAUGACUUCCACGGAACGGCUGUAGUGGCUUACACUGGGAACGUCCACAAAGAUUUUAACAGAGCUGUUAGAGAAUUCAAGAAAAAUCCCGGUGACUUCCAUUACAAGGCCUUCCAUUACUACUUAACAAGAGCCCUUCAGCUUCUGAGUAACCAGAGUUGUCACUCAGUUUAUCGAGGAACCAAGAACAAGUUUCAUUACAGAGGGGACGGCUCUGUCCGGUUUGGGCAAUUCGCUUCCUCCACUUCAGCUCGGAAAAUUGCUGUUUCUUCAACAUUUUUAAGUGAACAAGGGACACUAUUUAACAUCAAAACCUGCUUGGGAGUUGAUAUCAAAGCAUUCUCCUUCUACACUCAUGAAGAGGAGGUGUUAAUUCCAGUCUAUGAAGUCUAUCACAAAGUAACUGUAACACAAAAUGCAAAAGGGUCCGACAUAAUUUUUCUGGAAUCCCCCAAAAGAAAGAAGAGCAACUUCAAUUGCUACUAUAGUGGGUCUAUUGAAACAGACAGUGCCCAUAUGAAAACUCUCUUUCUCCUUCCAUCUACAGGAGCCAGAGACAGCCGGGCAUUCCUGCUGCUUGUGGUGCUACCUGGUCUCCUGGUCCAGCUGCUGCCUCUUGCUGAGCUGUAGCCCUCUCCUGUCUGCAGUUCAUGGGUCUGAGUGUUGAAGGGAGGCCCAGGGGCAAGAACUUGGUGGUUCUCUAAGGUCUGUGGUAGAAUGAAGGGUGCAAUCAUUUUGGGGGAGAUCCACUUUAGUGUUCAUGACUUCCAUAGACACCCAAGGAACCUGCUGGGUCUGUGGGUGAAAUUUUAUGCUCUGACUUCAAAUUUACUACCCCUUGACACUUUGCUAUGAUUAAAAAGCAGUGUUUGUCUGUAUGGUCAGCUGUGACAGUUUUAAAGCAUGCAGUAUGUGGUGAAUGUUACAAUCUAGGAAAUAAACUGUUUAUAACCA
Molecule: messenger RNA, 1242 nt
Organism: Peromyscus eremicus (cactus mouse)
Lineage: Eukaryota; Metazoa; Chordata; Mammalia; Rodentia; Cricetidae
Product: T-cell ecto-ADP-ribosyltransferase 2-like
Exons: 3
Coding region: 16-918 (300 amino acids)
Molecular function (GO): NAD+ poly-ADP-ribosyltransferase activity; NAD+-protein-arginine ADP-ribosyltransferase activity
Source: RefSeq, a predicted model, not a curated record